Messenger RNA from Eurytemora carolleeae, 2321 nucleotides. Its product is annotated as zinc finger protein 780B. Bases 12 to 1568 code for a protein of 518 amino acids. The record is from RefSeq and is a predicted model, not a curated record. Gene Ontology annotation, molecular function: protein binding. NCBI's taxonomy places the organism in Eukaryota, Metazoa, Arthropoda, Copepoda, Calanoida, Temoridae. The transcript has 21 exons.
AUUUCAGAAAAAUGAAAGAAAAUGGGAAAAGUAGAGAAGAUACAUUAAACGAUAUAGUGUCGUAUAUCGGAUUCCUACAUGCAGAAGAUCUGUUCUGUGAUGCCGCGUUCAAUUGCAGGGAUGGAAGAGUUUUGGCGCAUAAAUUCAUAUUAGGAGCUCGUAGCAGGCUUCUUCUCGAUAUAUUGGAAGAGGAUGAAUUAGAGAUUUAUAUUCCGGAUUUCAGUAUUCACCUUGUUCAUCUACUUCUAGAGCUUAUAUACGCAGGGACUGUUUGUGUUAACCAGGACGACGCUGAAAAAAUAAACGAGCUAUUAACAUUAUUAGGGAUAGAAUGUGGGUAUUCUACUAUAAGUCUACCAAGCAAAAAGCAGAAACUGAAAAUUAAACAUGAAAACAAUCUUAGCUCAAGGAAACCAGUUAUAGAAAGUAAACAAUGCCGGAAAAAAAGAAUGUUUACCUCUAAUCUAGAUAUUAACCAAUUAACUUGUGAAACCUGUUUCAAAGUUUUCCCGAAGUUAUACAAGCUGAAAAAUCAUCAAUUAAUUCAUCUGAACAGUUUCCCAUUUAUCUGUUCAAACUGUGGCAAGGGGUUUAAGAAUAAAUAUAAACUGAACGCUCAUGAGAAGGAUCACAAACUUGGGCUCAUUUUACCAGAAAAAAUUAAGGAGAAAAAGGUGAAAGAGGUAAAGGAGGUGAAAGAUAAAUAUUUUGUGUGUAAACAUUGUGGAGAAGAGUUCAAUAGUUUGCUCAACAGAAACAAUCAUAUCAGUCAGACCCACAAGAUGAACCAUUCCUGUUUCCAUUGUGCAACCAAAUUCAGAACCAAAAAAAAUUUGAUAGCACACCUUCGAGUUGUACAUAAUGAUUUAGAGAGUGUUCUAAGGCAUGUUUGUCCAAUCUGUGAUAAACGAUUCAAAAAGCCAUCGCAUUUGGAGGAUCACCAGGCUCGACAUAAUACUGUGGGUCAGCACGCCUGUAUGUACUGCCCAAAGAGGUGUGCGACACAGCAGGACUUAAACCGCCAUCUUGCCUCGCAUAGAGGUGAAGCAAAGUUCACCUGUCAGCUUUGCUUUAAAGCAUUUGUACACAGAAGUAUGUACUAUGAGCAUGUACGAAAACAUCUUGGGCAGCGACCAUAUUUAUGCAGACCCUGUAAUAAAUCUUAUGCACAGCUGAAAUGUUUGCGCCAACAUCAGAAGGUUCAUGAGAGAAAGGGUGAUUUGACAUUACUUGUUACCCCGAGCAAGGGUUCCCGGGGUUGUCACAGUUUUAUUGACGUUAUCAGCGAUCCUUAUCCGGUCAACACAGAACAGAAACAGAAGGAUUUGAAUACACAAGAGGUUUAUAUUCCUGGACCUCAGUUUACCAAGUCUACAGGAUACAAGAGUAAUCUAUCCACGGGUACACUCAAGGAGAUGCAGGUGAUCACAGAUUACACUGAGAUAUCAAGAAUAGGAUUCCAUUUGCCAGAAAACGAUGAUAAUGGAUUCCAGUCAGUGGUGGAACUAGAACAGAUGUUCCCAACUCAAGUUCAACAUAAUUCAGUACAAUCUGUACUACCUGAAUAGACAAUACUGUACUACAGUACAUUCUGUACUUCCUAAAUAAAUAAUACCGAACUGCAGUACAUUCUGUACUGAAGAGAAUACUGUACUUUAGUACAAUAUGUACCCUCUGAAUAGAAAAUAGUGUACUACAGUACAAUCUGUACUCUCUGAAUAGAGAAUAGUAAACUACAGUGCAAUCUGUUAUACCUGAUAGAUAAUACUGUACUACAGUGCAAUUUGUCUCUGUGAAUAGAGAAUAGUAAACUACAGUGCAAUCUGUACUACCUGAAUAGAUAAUACUGUACUACAGUACAAUCUGUACUCCCUGAGCAUAGAAUAUUGGUUCUUGUGCUACAGUAUAAUCUGUACUCCCUAAAUAGAGAAUACUGUACUACAGUACAAUCUGUACUCCCUGAAUAGAGACUGCAUUUAUACAAAAAACAAGUUCAUUAUUUAUUUUUACUUCUGCACUGCUCCAACCCAUUUUACAUAGCUAUUUAAAGGAAACUGACCUAAUUGGUAUCCGAACUAAUUAAUGAGUAGUUUUGACAGAAAAUAUUGAAAUUUUAAACUCCGGGCCCUGCCCUGUGCGUUUUUACGGAUAUAAUUCAACUUCUCAUUAUCCCUAAAUCUAACCCCCUUCCAACUCCGCCUAUCUUGCUUAAACUAACCUAACCAAUUUUAAGAUUUAAUAAAAUGUUAGGUCUGUAAAUCCUUAGGUUAGUUUCCUUGAGGGUACCGUACUCACAUUCAGUCGUCUUUGUAUAUUCCAGA